GGCGGGCGGCCCGGCGGCCUCCUCCCCACCGCCCCCCGCCCUCCCCGGUGUCUGUGUUUCUCUCUCUGGUCGGAGGCGGCGGUAAUGGCGGAUGGUGGGUUGUGGCGCCGGCGGCGGCUGCUGUGAGGGACGAUGAGUUCCUCCUUCGUGUCGAACGGGGCCAGCCUGGAAGAUUGUCACUGUAACCUCUUCUGCCUGGCCGACUUGACAGGAAUUAAGUGGAAAAGAUACGUAUGGCAAGGCCCAACUUCUGCCCCCAUUCUGUUUCCGGUGACAGAAGAAGACCCCAUUUUGAGCAGUUUUAGUCGAUGCCUUAAGGCAGAUGUACUUGGUGUUUGGCGGCGAGAUCAAAGACCUGGAAGAAGAGAAUUGUGGAUAUUUUGGUGGGGUAAAGAUCCCAAUUUUGCUGACCUUAUUCACCAUGACUUAUCAGAAGAGGAAGAUGGAGUGUGGGAAAAUGGCCUUUCCUAUGAAUGCCGUACUUUACUUUUCAAAGCAGUUCACAAUCUGUUGGAGAGGUGUUUAAUGAACAGAAACUUUGUUCGAAUUGGCAAGUGGUUUGUAAAGCCGUAUGAGAAAGAUGAAAAACCUAUAAAUAAAAGUGAACACUUGUCCUGCUCUUUCACCUUUUUCUUGCAUGGAGACAGCAAUGUUUGUACCAGUGUGGAAAUUAACCAACAUCAACCUGUGUACCUUCUCAGUGAAGAGCAUGUCACCCUUGCUCAACAGUCUAAUAGCCCAUUUCAAGUUAUCUUAAGUCCUUUUGGACUAAAUGGCACUCUCACAGGACAGGCAUUCAAGAUGUCUGAUUCAGCUACAAAAAAAUUAAUUGGUGAAUGGAAACAGUUCUAUCCUAUUUCAUGUGGUUUGAAGGAGAUGUCUGACGAAAAGCAGGAAGAUAUGGAUUGGGAAGAUGAUUCGUUGGCUGCAGUGGAAGUUCUUGUUGCGGGUGUUCGAAUGAUCUACCCAGCAUGCUUUGUUCUCGUCCCUCAAUCAGACAUUCCUACUCCUAGCUCUGUGGGGUCCUCUCAUUGUUCGGCUUCUUGCUUGGGUAGCCACCAAGUGCCUGCUUCCACAAGAGACCCUGCUAUGUCUUCAGUUACUCUUACCCCGCCAACGUCUCCUGAGGAAGUCCAAGCAGUUGAUCCUCAGUCUGCCCAGAAGUGGGUCAAAUUCUCUUCUGUCUCCGAUGGCUUCAGCACUGACAGCACUAGUCAUCAUGGUGGGAGAAUACCCAGGAAAUUAGCAAAUCACGUGGUAGACAGAGUCUGGCAAGAGUGCAACAUGAACAGAUUACAGAGCAAGAGGAAGUAUUCUGCUACAUCCAGUGGCAUAUGUGAAGAAGAGUCAGCUGAUAAAAUAGCAUGCUGGGACUUUGUUGAAGCCACACAAAGAACAAGCUGCAGUUGUUUGAGGCAUAAAAGUCUCAAAACAAGAAAUACUGGGCAACAAGGACAGGCACCAUCUUUAGGGCAGCAACAACAAGUACUUCCUAAGCACAAGACCAAUGAGAAGCAAGAAAAGAGCGAAAAGCCACAAAAACGCCCCUUGACUCCUUUUCACCAUCGUGUAUCUAUCAGUGAUGCUAUUGGCAUGGACACAGAUUCAGCCAGCCAAAGACUUGUGGUCUCCGCUGCAGAUAGUCAAGUGAGAUUCUCCAACAUCCGCACUAAUGACAUAGCAAAGACCCCACAGAUGCACGGGACUGAACUGGCAACUUCACCUCAGCCUCCCCCACUUAGUCCUCAUCCGUGUGAUGUGGUUGAUGAAGGAGUGACUAAAACACCUUCAACUCCCCAGAGUCAACAUUUUUAUCAAAUGCCAACACCGGAUCCCUUGGUUCCUACCAAACCAAUGGAAGAUAGGAUAGACAGUUUGUCCCAGUCUUUCCCACCUCCAUUUCAGGAAGCUGUAGAACCUACCGUGUAUGUUGGUACAGCAGUAAACUUGGAAGAAGAUGAAGCUAAUGUAGCCUGGAAGUAUUACAAAGUCCCAAAGAAAAAAGAUGUAGAAUUUUUACCACCUCAACUUCCAAAUGAUAAAUUCAAGGAGGAUCCAGUUGGACCUUUUGGACAGGAAAGUGUAACAUCAGUUACAGAGUUAAUGGUGCAGUGUAAGAAACCUUUAAAAGUUUCUGAUGAAAUAGUACAGCAAUAUCAAAUUAAAAAUCAGUAUCUUUCAGCAAUAGCAUCUGAUGCAGAACAAGAACCUAAAAUUGAUCCAUAUGCAUUUGUUGAAGGAGAUGAGGAAUUCAUUUUUACUGAUAAAAAAGAUAGACAAAAUAUGGAGAGAGAAGCUGGGAAGAAACACAAGGUGGAAGAUGGGACAUCUACUGUGACAGUGUUAUCACAUGAAGAAGAUGCUAUGUCAUUAUUUAGUCCCUCAAAGCAAGAUGCUCCACGUCCUACUAAUCAUGCCCGUCCUCCAUCAACCAGUUUGAUUUAUGACUCAGAUCUGGCUGUCUCUUACACUGACCUUGAUAACCUCUUCAAUUCCGAUGAAGAUGAAUUAACACCUGGAUCUAAAAAAACAGCAAAUGGAUCAGAUGAUAAAGCCAACUCCAAAGAAUCAAAGUCAGGAAGUCUGGAUCCAUUAUCUUGCAUAAGCACUGCAGAUCUUCACAAGAUGUAUCCUACACCACCAUCAUUGGAACAACACAUUAUGGGAUUUUCUCCAAUGAAUAUGAAUAACAAAGAAUAUGGUAAUAUGGAUACAGCACCUGGAGCAACUGUCCUAGAAGGAAAUAGUUCUAGUAUAGGAGCACAGUUCAGAAUUGAGGUUGAAGAGGGAUUCUGUAGCCCCAAACCUUCUGAAAUUAAAGAUUAUUCUUAUGUCUAUAAGCCCGAAAACUGUCAAGUUCUAGUAGGAUGUUCCAUGUUUGCACCUUUAAAAACUCUACCAAGCCAUUGUCUGCCUCCUCUCAAAUUGCCAGAAGAGUGUAUCUACCGGCAGAGUUGGACUGUUGGAAAAUUGGACUUGCUUCCUUCAGGCCCUUCAAUGCCAUUCAUCAAAGAGGGUGAUGGAAGCAAUAUGGAUCAAGAUUAUGGCCCUGCCUACACACCUCAAACCCAUACUUCUUUUGGGAUGCCUCCGAGCAGUGCACCUCCUAGUAAUGGCGGUGCGGGAAUUCUUCCUUCUCCAUCCACCCCUAGAUUUCCAACUCCAAGGACUCCAAGGACUCCAAGGACUCCUCGUGGAGCUGGCGGCCCUGCUAGUGCUCAAGGUUCAGUCAAGUAUGAGAAUUCAGACUUGUAUUCACCAGCUUCCACCCCAUCUACAUGCAGACCCCUCAAUUCUGUUGAACCUGCAACUGUCCCUUCCAUCCCGGAAGCACACAGUCUUUAUGUAAACCUUAUCCUUUCAGAAUCUGUUAUGAAUUUGUUCAAAGACUGUAAUUUUGACAGUUGCUGUAUUUGUGUUUGCAACAUGAAUAUCAAGGGUGCCGAUGUUGGAGUUUACAUUCCAGACCCAACGCAGGAAGCACAGUAUCGGUGUACCUGCGGCUUCAGUGCUGUCAUGAACCGAAAAUUUGGAAAUAAUUCAGGAUUGUUUCUUGAAGAUGAACUUGAUAUCAUAGGACGGAACACAGACUGUGGCAAAGAAGCAGAAAAACGUUUUGAAGCUCUCAGGGCUCCCUCCACAGAAAAUGCUAAUGGAGGCCUAAAGGAAUCGGAAAAGGUGCCUGAUGAGUUGAUAUUAUUGCUACAAGAUCAAUGCACUAAUUUAUUCUCACCCUUUGGAGCAGCAGACCAAGGUCCUUUUCCCAGAAUGGGUGUCAUUAGCAGCUGGGUGCGCGUUGAGGAGCGUGACUGCUGCAGUGACUGCUGUCUUGCAUUGGAACAUGGACGCCAGUUCAUGGACAAUAUGUCAGGAGGAAAGGUCGAUGAAGCCCUGGUCAAAAGCUCAUGCUUGCAUCCGUGGGCCAAACAGAAUGAUGUGAGUAUGCAGUGUUCGCAGGAUAUACUUCGAAUGCUCCUCUCUCUUCAGCCAGUUCUUCAAGAUGCUAUUCAGAAAAAAAGAACAGUGAGGCCUUGGGGGGUUCAGGGUCCUCUCACUUGGCAACAAUUUCAUAAAAUGGCUGGCCGAGGCUCUUAUGGAACCGAUGAAUCUCCGGAACCACUGCCAAUUCCCACGUUUUUGUUGGGUUAUGAUUAUGAUUUUCUGGUGCUUUCUCCAUUUGCUCUCCCUUACUGGGAGAAACUUAUGCUGGAACCUUACGGAUCUCAAAGAGAUAUAGCCUAUGUUGUACUCUGUCCAGAGAAUGAAGCUUUGUUAAAUGGAGCCAAAAGUUUUUUUAGAGAUCUUACUGCAAUCUAUGAGUCCUGUCGAUUGGGCCAACACAGACCUAUUUCUCGACUCUUGACGGACGGGAUCAUGAAAGUGGGAGCUACUGCAUCAAAGAAGCUUUCAGAAAAGUUGGUAACAGGAUGGUUUUCUCAGGCAGCUGACGGUAACAACGAGGCAUUUUCUAAACUCAAGCUUUAUGCACAAGUCUGCAGAUACGAUUUAGGUCCAUAUCUUGCUUCUCAGCCGUUGGACAGCACUCUGCUCUCUCAGCCAAAUUUAGUUGCCCCUACAAAUCAGUCUUUGCUUACUGCACCUCAGAUGACAAAUACUGGACACGCUAACGCUCCAUCUGCCACCUUAGCAUCUGCGGCAAGUAGCACUAUGACAGUGGCGUCAGGGGUUGCCAUGUCUACUUCAGUUGCCACUGCUAACUCAACUUUGACCACAGCUUCAUCUUCAUCAUCUGCCAGUCUGAGUAGUGGAGUGUCCGCAAAUAAACUGCCUUCGUUUCCACCCUUUGGCAGUAUGAGCACUAGUGGUUCAGGACCCAUGUCUGCACAAGCAAGUUCAGUUCAGAGUGGCCAGCUAGGACAGCAGCCGCCGCCGUCAUCUCUGCAGGCAGCAGCGUCAGCAUCAGGGGAGUCAGCUUCGCUUCCCACUCAGCCGCAUCCUGAUGUAUCAGAAAGCACAAUGGAUCGUGAUAAAGUGGGAAUUCCCACGGACGGUGACUCACAUGCAAUUACCUACCCACCUGCAAUUGUUGUUUAUAUAAUUGAUCCUUUUACAUAUGAAAAUAAAGAUGAGAGCGCUAACUCUUCUAAUGUAUGGACUUUGGGGCUACUUCGAUGCUUCCUGGAAAUGGUCCAGACUCUUCCUCCUCAUAUCAAGAGUACUGUUUCUGUACAGAUUGUUCCUUGUCAGUACCUGUUACAACCUGUGAAACAUGAAGACAGACAAAUCUACACCCAGCAUUUAAAAUCUCUGGCUUUUUCGGCCUUUACUCAGUGUCGGAGACCACUUCCAACAUCAACCAAUGUAAAAACACUGACUGGGUUUGGUCCAGGCUUAGCUAUGGAAACUGCUCUUAAAAGUCCUGAUAGACCAGAGUGCAUUCGACUUUAUACACCACCUUUUAUUCUGGCUCCUGUGAAGGACAAACAAACAGAGCUAGGAGAGACAUUUGGAGAAGCUGGACAGAAAUACAAUGUUCUUUUUGUGGGCUACUGUUUAUCACACGAUCAAAAGUGGAUUCUUGCAUCUUGCACAGAUCUAUAUGGAGAACUUCUUGAAACAUGUAUUAUUAACAUCGAUGUUCCAAAUAGGGCUCGUCGGAAAAAGGGUUCUGCCAGAAGGUUUGGUCUACAGAAACUUUGGGAGUGGUGCUUAGGACUUGUUCAAAUGAGUUCUUUACCUUGGAGAGUUGUAAUUGGUCGCCUGGGUAGGAUUGGACAUGGAGAAUUGAAAGAUUGGAGUUGUUUGCUGAGUCGUCGAAACUUGCAAUCUCUUAGCAAAAGGCUCAAAGACAUGUGUAGGAUGUGUGGCAUAUCUGCUGCAGACUCUCCGAGCAUUCUUAGUGCUUGUUUGGUUGCAAUGGAACCCCAAGGUUCUUUUGUUAUCAUGCCAGAUUCGGUGUCAACUGGUUCUGUUUUUGGAAGAAGCACCACUCUUAAUAUGCAGACUCCUCAGCUAAAUACCCCACAGGAUACAUCAUGUACUCAUAUACUUGUGUUCCCUACUUCUGCUUCUGUGCAAGUAGCUUCAGCAACUUACACCACUGAAAAUUUGGAUUUAGCUUUCAAUCCCAACAACGAUGGAGCAGAUGGAAUGGGUAUCUUUGAUUUAUUAGACACAGGAGAUGAUCUUGAUCCUGAUAUCAUUAAUAUCCUUCCUGCAUCUCCAACUGCAUCUCCUGUACAUUCUCCAGGUUCUCAUUACCCCCAUGGAGGUGAUGCUGGCAAGGGUCAGGGUACUGAUCGGCUACUUUCAACAGAAUCUCAUGAUGAAGUAACUAAUAUUCUUCAACAACCAUUGGCCCUUGGAUACUUUGUAUCAACUGCCAAAGCGGGUCCAUUACCUGACUGGUUCUGGUCAGCAUGUCCUCAAGCACAAUAUCAAUGUCCCCUUUUUCUUAAGGCCUCUUUGCACCUCCACGUGCCUUCAGUGCAAUCUGACGAACUGCUUCACAGUAAACACUCCCACCCACUUGACUCAAAUCAGACUUCAGAUGUCCUCAGGUUUGUUUUGGAACAGUACAAUGCACUCUCGUGGCUAACCUGUGACCCUGCAAUCCAGGACAGACGCUCGUGUCUCCCAAUUCAUUUUGUGGUGCUGAAUCAGUUAUAUAACUUUAUCAUGAAUAUGCUGUGAUCUUCGUUUGAUGGAAUUGCGCAAGGAAAGAACAGGAAGAAAGGAUAUUUUGCUGCAGGAUUAAGUUACAGUUCUCAGUGGAAGUCAUUUGUGAUGGGGUCUAAUUCUUAUUACUUCAACAAAUAUUGUUUUGACUUGGGGGGCGGGGCUAUAACCCUAUUUUUCAUUGACUAUAUUGAGCUCUUUAGGAUGAUGACUGAUUAUUCAAAACGUAUUAUAACAUUUUCGUAGCAAAAAUUAACCUUUUUUUUCCAGUCACAGUAUUUGUGAAAAGUAAUGAGCCAUAGUACCCAUUCAUGUUAAAGAAUAUUAAAAGCAUGGAGAGGAAACAUGAGGAAACAAUGAAUUUCAACAUAUGGCUUUAGAACAUCAAGAUGUUCUUGUAUUGGAUAUAGUAUCUAGUAUUCAAAAAUGCCUGCAUCUCUUAUUUAUUGUAAGUUUUUAAAUGUAUAAAUUGUCUUAUAUUUCUUAACCUCUUUUAUAAAAAUUUUCCUAGAAGGUUUAUACUGCCUUCUUGCUUUAAAGCAAUUGGUCUAAAAUAUAUGUAAUCGUCUUAAUUAAAAAGUUGCAGUAGGGUUGCUUUUAGAGUAUUAUUUUUUUGUAAGGGGGUGGGUUGGACAGUAAAUUUGUAUUGUCUCAAUGUACAGUUUAACAGGGAUAGAGGGGAAAUAAUGUCCAUACCAUUGUGUGUGGAAGAUUUACAGCUAAGCUGUAGUUGCAGAGUACAUGUACAGUAAUGAAGUUCACUGUGUUUAUAAAUUGAAAAGGUACCGGGUCUUACAGCAUUUUAUAUAUCACACCUUUGCAGAAUAACAUGAUGGCAAUAUACAUACGUGAUAUUGUUAGGUGGAUUAACUUAGAAUAAAAUGAGAAUUCUUCAGUUAUAUUUUGUACUAUGGUUUAGGGCUAUGACUAAUAUUUCAGGCCAUUUCCAGUGAAAGAAACUUAGUUUUACAAAAAAAAAAAAAAAAAAAUUUGCUACUGAAUGCUUAAACUAAUUUUGGUGUUUAAUGUUACAUGCUUAAAUUUUUUUCAGUUUUCACAGUGGCACAUUUAGGCAUGGGGAUAUUACUAAUUAUGAAAUUUAUCUACAGGAUCUGUUAUAAGGUUGAAAUUUAGCCCAGCUCUAGGCAUUUUACAAAUUAUUUUAAGAGCAGUCACUCUUGAUUGCUUUACUUUUU
This is a messenger RNA of Onychomys torridus (southern grasshopper mouse), 7835 nucleotides long. RefSeq names its product mediator complex subunit 13 (gene Med13). The transcript has 30 exons. Bases 133 to 6654 code for a protein of 2173 amino acids. Gene Ontology annotation, molecular function: transcription coregulator activity. Gene Ontology annotation, biological process: regulation of transcription by RNA polymerase II. The record is from RefSeq and is a predicted model, not a curated record. Gene Ontology annotation, cellular component: mediator complex. Lineage: Eukaryota; Metazoa; Chordata; Mammalia; Rodentia; Cricetidae.